Messenger RNA from Hansenula anomala, 1434 nucleotides. RefSeq names its product Laf1p (gene LAF1). The transcript has a single exon. Lineage: Eukaryota; Fungi; Ascomycota; Saccharomycetes; Phaffomycetales; Wickerhamomycetaceae. The record is from RefSeq and is a predicted model, not a curated record. Gene Ontology annotation, molecular function: protein binding. The annotation marks the transcript as partial.
CUGACACAACCCAAAUAUAUCAAAAAUUUUAGGAAAUGUGCAAAAUGUGCACCAAUUUGUAAAAGAUUAUUUUUAGCACAAGAAUUGGAUCAAAAUAGCACAAAGGGAUUUGCUGCCAGUACACCUGAUUUAGUUAUUAAUGAUUUUGUAAAAUCUGAUGGGUUUAGCCCAAACAAUACAAAUACUGAUUAUGUUGAUCCUCUUCAUGAUGAUAAAAAACAUUCCAUAUGGACAAUGAAGUUUAGCCCUGAUGGGAAAUAUUUAGCAAGUUCUGGCAGGGGGAAUAUAAUCAAGAUUUGGAAAGUUAUAGCUUCACCAUUAGAUAGAUUAGAACAUGGUUCAAAUGUUACUGGUGUUGAGAUGGAUGAUUUAGAAAAUGUUACUGUUGAUGAAGAAACUAAAAAAACAAUGUAUGCCUCAGUUUUCCAAGAACAACCAUAUAGAAUAUUUGAAGGUCAUUCUCAUGAUAUCUUGUCAUUAGAUUGGAGUAAGAAUAAUUUCUUAUUAUCAGGUUCAAUGGAUAAAACUGUUAAAUUAUGGAAUGUUAAUCAAACCACAUGUCUGAGAACUUAUACCCAUCAUGAUUUUGUCACCUCUGUUAAAUUCCAUCCAACUGAUGAUAGAUUUUUCCUAAGUGGAUGUUUAGAUCAUAAAGUUAGAUUAUGGUCAAUUUUAGAUAACGAGGUUAGUUAUGAAUUUGAUGCUAAAAAUUUAGUCACAGCAGUUACAUUUACACCAAAUGGGAAUUUAACAAUAGCUGGUACUUUUAAUGGUACUUUAUAUUUUUUGGAUACCACAAAUCUUGAACUACGACAUUCAUUAGUUAUUAAUCAAAAGAAAAAUCAUGCAAAUGGAUCAAAAGUUACAGGUAUUGAAACUUUUUUCGAUCAAGAUGAUGUUAAAGUGUUGAUUACAACAAAUGAUUCAAGAAUUCGUUUAUUAUCAUUAAGACAAAGACAAAUGGUUGAAUAUUUUAAAGGAUUGGAAAAUAAUUCUUCACAAAUCAUUGCUACAGUAUCUGAUGACAAGAAAUAUGUUAUAUCAGGAUCUGAAAAUCAUUGGGUAUAUAUAUGGAAAUUGGAGAAAGAGGAAGGUGAUGAUAAUCAUCAUGCAGGAAAUCAAUUGAAAAAAUUGAUUCAUGAUAAAAAAAAGAGAAAAGAUUAUACAUCAUUUCAUGCACAUCAUUCAGUUGUCACAUGUGCAUUAGUUGCACCAUCUGCAACUUCCAAGGCAUUAUCAUUAUCAAAUGAUUAUAUUUAUGAAUUGAAUAAUGAAUUUUCAAAACUAAGAGGUGAUCAAGAAGGUUAUACCGAGGAGGAAACUUCAUUAAUUAAAGAAGACUUCAUUGGUGGUAUUAUUGUUACAGCUGAUGAUAAUGGAUUGAUUAGAGUUUUCAGACAAGAUUUUUCAUCAACAGUUAGAAAGAUGUUGAUU